AUGCAAUACAGAACUGUUUUAUCCUCUUUUGUCUUUGUUUCUAGCGCUUUUGCUGCCUACAAACCAUCCGAGCCAUGGUCUACCUUGACUCCAAAUGCUACAUACACUAGUGCUAUGACCGAUUACACUGGCAUUUUUGGUAUAGCAGUUCUUCCAUUGGCAACCUCUACAUCUACUCCUUCAACUGAGAAAGCUAAGAGAGAUUCUAUUUCCCAAACAGAUGAAUUGUCUACUAAAAAGACAACUACUUUGGAUGGGAAAUCCAGUUCAGCUACAACGGCAACUUCUACCUCUGUAGCUCAAAGUUCAGAGGAUGCCUUUUUUGCUGCUCAAGCCUGUAUGAAUGAGGGUACUUUGGCUAUGACUUUAAAAAAAGGUAUAUUAUUAGACUCUAAAGGUAGAGUGGGUUCUAUUGUCGCUAAUAGACAAUUCCAAUUUGAUGGGCCACCACCACAAGCUGGUGCUAUCUACGCUGCAGGUUGGUCUAUCACACCACAGGGUAACUUGGCCAUAGGUGCUAACGAUGUUUUUUACCAAUGUUUGUCCGGUAAUUUCUAUAACUUAUAUGAUGAAAGCCAAGGUAAGCAAUGUACUAAAGUAUACUUACAAGCUCUUGAACUAAUCAAUUGUUAG
Henningerozyma blattae CBS 6284 is the source of this 633-nucleotide messenger RNA. RefSeq lists its product as uncharacterized. The record is from RefSeq and is a predicted model, not a curated record. Gene Ontology annotation, molecular function: structural constituent of cell wall. NCBI's taxonomy places the organism in Eukaryota, Fungi, Ascomycota, Saccharomycetes, Saccharomycetales, Saccharomycetaceae. The transcript has a single exon. Gene Ontology annotation, cellular component: fungal-type cell wall. The coding region runs from base 1 to 633 and encodes 210 amino acids. Gene Ontology annotation, biological process: fungal-type cell wall organization.